This is a messenger RNA of Theileria annulata, 579 nucleotides long. RefSeq lists its product as uncharacterized. The record is from RefSeq and is a predicted model, not a curated record. Lineage: Eukaryota; Apicomplexa; Aconoidasida; Piroplasmida; Theileriidae. Bases 1 to 579 code for a protein of 192 amino acids. The transcript has 4 exons.
AUGUACAAUGUAUAUAUGCUCCUUAUUCCGAGGGAUUCUGUCCUUAGAACUUCUCUCAGAAUCACCUCCACUAAUUUUCCGCAAACAAUAUUUUUAAAUAAAAAAUUUAUCGCAAAAACAUUUUCAACACUUUCAGACCAAUGCUCGACUGAUCUUGGUCGAAUUAGGUCCUCUCUCUCAUCACUCCAUGACGAUCUGACGUUUCUAGCUUCCUCUUCCAUAAAAUCAGGCUGUCAGAACCUGGAACUUAGGUACAAAGACCCUUCCAACUCAUCUUUGAAUUCGAGACUGUCUUCUAUGAAUAAAUGCGGCUCAGAAAUAGAAAAGGUCGUUUACAAAAUACUCGAUAACAGAGUCCGAUACAACAUGGCUAGGAAUAAAAGGGUAGCCAGGGACGCAAACUACAAGUUUGGGAUUCUGGGUGUAUCACUGAUUUGUGUUUUUGGAUCACUUUCUAUUUCCCUGCAUCCUUUGUUUCUCAUAGGUUGUGGAGUCGGAGCCUAUUUCUACAGGGUCGUAUAUAGACAGUCUAGGCUACGUAAAGGUAGGCAUAUAAAGAUACAAAAUAUAUUACAGUGA